AUGGCUCCCAUCAUCGUGCCCGCAAACCAGCCCGCCGACAGGUUCUACGCCGGCGGCGCCCGCAUCUCGUCCUUCCGCGCCGACCCUCCCUGCGCGUCGCACCAGCCCGAGGACUGGGUCGCCUCCACCACGUGCUGCCACGGCUGCGCGAGCCUCGGACUCAGCCGUCUCCCGGAUGGGACCUUCCUCGCAGACGCCGUGAGAGCGGAGCCGGAGCGCUGGCUCGGCGCGGAGCACGUCGCCCGGUACGGCGCCGACACGAAGCUCCUGGUCAAGCUCCUCGACGCGGGCCAGCGACUCCCCGUGCAUGCCCACCCUCACGUGGACUGGGCUGCGCGGCAUCUCGGUUUCAAGCACGGGAAGGCAGAGGCUUGGUAUAUCCUGACGCCUGGGUGUGUAUGGCUGUCUCUCAAGGAGGCUGUUGACGACAAGGAUUUGCUGGAGCUGGUGGAAGCCGGAAAGGGUACGCAGUUGCUCGACAAAAUGCACAAGAUCGACGUCGUCCCUCACCAGACGCUGUACGUCCCGCCAGGAACGCUGCACGCCAUUGGGCAGGGCGUCAUGGUCGUCGAGCUGCAAGAGCCCUCGGACCUCUCUGUGCUGUGCGAGUGGGAGGGUUUCCAGAUUGAUGGGCUUAAGCACGGACACCUUGGGCUGGGGUUUCCAACUGCGCUGACGGCCGUGGAUACGAAGGCGCGAACGAGGGAUGAGGCGAUGCGGCUGGUCACCAAUGGUGUGGUUAGCGAGAGUGUGUGUGCUGAGGAGUCGAACGAGUACUUUGUGCUGGAGCGGCUCCAUGUCGAUGGCGAGGCUUCCACCCGCUGUGGCUUCGCCAUUAUGAUCGUUUUGGAGGGAGACGUGGCCCUCGCGACGGAAAAGUCAGAUGCGCUGGCGCUCAAGAAGGGAUCGACUGUUGUGAUUCCUCAUGACGACGGCGAGCUGAAGCUUCAAGGGAAGGCUGAUGUGCUCGUCGCGCGACCGCCGCAGUGA
This is a messenger RNA of Purpureocillium lilacinum, 990 nucleotides long. RefSeq lists its product as uncharacterized. The record is from RefSeq and is a predicted model, not a curated record. NCBI's taxonomy places the organism in Eukaryota, Fungi, Ascomycota, Sordariomycetes, Hypocreales, Ophiocordycipitaceae.